UGUGGUCGGGCGCAUUCUCGCGUUCUCGCGCACACAGAGACUGUAUGUGCCAGUACAUCUAGUACACUCCCCCUCCCCGUCCUGCACGGGUGACACGGGGACUCAUGGAAAAAAAGCGCUGCCGAUACCGAGCUGCAUUAGAAUAGUCUGGCGCACUGUUACCGCCCAGCCCAGCGCAGAAGUGUUGUGUGCGCGAGAGUGCGCGUUGUAUAACUGCGUAAAACAGAACGAACGACGGGGUGGAGCGAUCUUCACUGUUUGAACACUACCCCGAACCCCCGAAAAGAGAGAUGAUCGACGUGAUCGAGUGUGUUUUGUCUGUGUCUGCAUCUCUGCAAACUGUCUGCAGCCUAGAAUUCUGAGCUCUGAGUUCGGUGCGCCAUACUGAGACCGAUUUGAUUGUGCAAAAGACCGUUCGUUCUAACGUGAAGCGUAUUAGUUAGUGGAGCUAUUUUUAGCAACAAAACGAUCCCCACAAACCAAACCCCACAGUCUGCCGCCACUCGCAAACAUCUGCAAACGUCGUGGUCGUAGUGACACAAACUGUGUUGCUGCUGUAGAUGCUGUCACUGCCAACCGUAGCAGUAGGCUGUGGAGCUUAAGAGUGUAUUCUCCUUGCACCAGUGAAGAAAAACGGCUCCCCGUGGUUGCCUGAGCGUGUCUGCUCGGCUCUUAUCAGUGUUCAACAGUGGUGUGUGUGUGGGCAACCCUCCUUCCCUCCCUCCCUCUCGGAUAGCGAGUGACGUGUGCUGUUGUGCAAUGGAAAAUCGGGACACACUAUAAUAGAGCUGUUUCUUCUGUUGGUUGGCGUUUGCAGAGAUUAGAAUUAGACGAAUCCAGCAGCUCAACAGUCUCUCAAAGCAGUAGCGGCGGCAUACACAUGGACAACCAGCCCGAUUUUCCACCAGCAUCGAAAUGCCCUCGAUGGUGCGACGCACCAGAGGCAAACUAGCAGCGCAACGGCAACUGGCCAGCAGCACUACUACUACCGCUGCUGCUGAACGACGCGUCAAACGCGAACCACAGACCAAACUUAUCGAUGCUGCUGCUGCUGCUGCUGCUGCUGAUAGCCUUGGUUCCGAUAACGCACCACACCACCAUCACGGCGAGCUGAAACGGCUGCCACAGUGUAAGGUGAAGCGCAACUACGCGUGUGGCAGCUGCAGCUACUUUACGCAAAACCCCCGCAGCUAUCUGACGCAUCUACGCGACACCCACGGGGAGAAGAUUAGUGUGUACGAGUGCAAACGAUGUGUGUACGCCUCGCGCCACUACCAGAAGCUGGUACGCCACUUGCGAAUGGUGCACGGCGGUGCGGACGUACCGGUGGUGGAGUCGGGCAAUAAAGGUGUGACACCGGUGGACAAUAGUGAAGAGCGACGGGAGGCGAUUGAAAAGGACAGUUCCGAGAAGGAUUCAGCGAGCAAAGUUUUGGAUGCGCUGGGUGUGGGUGGUGCGUAUACGCAGCAACUUGUUGCAUCUCUGCUGCCAUCGCUGUUGCUGAGGAACGUCGAGCAAACGUGGACUUCGUCUCUUUUGGCACUCAAGGCCCCAAUCAAGUCCGAGAUGGAUGGCAUGCAGAGUGUUGUGACAUCACCGGAACGGGACUCAUCUUCCCACAAAACCGGCCGCAAAUCCUCCGAAGACAAUGAAACGGUGCCGAAAAAGCGCUCCAGACCAAUCCCCAACCUAAUUCCCCUAGCACCCGCCAAGCCGGAAAAGGAGCUGCUAAAGCCGGUACCGAUGUCGGUGCUAAUGCCACCGGAGGUGGGAGUGGGGCACAGCCACCCACCAUCCCCAAUGAGCUUACCGUCGUCGCCCCAGACCAAGUGCACAUUCUGCGAGCUUAGCUUCGAGUCCACGCUGGAUCUAGCGAACCACAUUGCAGCGUCCCACAAGGAGGACCUCAUCACCUCGCUGCUGCAGAAAUCGAUGGACGAAUCGAACCAGAAUCUUUUCCCCCAGACGGGCGACCCCGGCGACAGUGCCUCGAACGAGAUGUGGAGAAGUUUGCUCGAAGCGAACCUGUUCGGUGCGGAUUCGGCCACACCAGCAGCACGCCCGGACGCUUCAACCUCCGCCAGCUCCAAGGUGGACGACGAUGAGGUAGAAAUCCUGGAGAGCAAAUCGGAAACGUACUGCGGUAUCGAGACGGCGCCCGGGUACGGCGAGGUGACGAGCAAACUGGCCUCCAACGAUCCGAACGCGACCGGGCUGAUGAAGCGGGUGUUCAAGUGUCCGCACUGCUCGUUCUGGGCGUCGACGGCGUCCCGGUUUCACGUGCACAUCGUGGGCCACCUGAACAAGAAACCGUUCGAGUGUUCGCUCUGCUCGUAUCGCUCCAACUGGCGCUGGGACAUUACGAAGCACAUCCGGCUGAAGACGAUCCGUGACCCGAGCCACAAGAAUGCGGGCGUGCUGAUGAACGACGAAACGGGCCGCCGGAACUACACCAAGUACAACAAGUACAUCACGCUGAUGCACAUAACGGACAAUACUAGUGGUGGUGGAGGAGCAGGAGGUGUUAGUGCUACUACUGCUGUUGCCGGUGGUAGUGGCAGUGCGAAGGAGUCGACCAACUUCCCGAACAAAUCGUUCAACGAGAGCAGCAUGUCGGAUCUGGUGGCGGCGUGCAGUGCGUUCAACAUAGAUUUGAAUGCGUUGGCCAACAUGCCCGGGUUCAGCUUGCUGCUUGACGAUAAGCCAGCGCACGAUGAGACGUCGGCAAAAGUGGACGAAGGCGACCAUUUUAAAUGUCAAUUUUGUGAGUUUAGUACACCGACCAAGGAGGAGCUGUUGCUGCAUACGACAAACAGUCAUGCUGGCAUGGUGGCGGCCACCUCUCCCUUUCAACUGCAGCUGGAUGAAGCAAUGGAGCAGGAAGCGUACGGGAAGGCCGGCGGCGGUGGUGGCAACAGUACGGCAAACAAUAACAUUACAUCACCCUCCUCCAGUAGUACGCCGACGCCACCGACGGGUUCGGCGGCCCACUGUAGCCUUAGUAAAAGUGCAGCUAACACUAGCAACAACGAUAUGCCUAGUACUACUACUAAUGGAACACCCCUACUACCACUACUACUAACGCCUGGCGGUGCUGGAGAUAAAACGAACCAUCUCCCGCCGCCGCCGCCGCCGGAACUGGGCGCCGGAGAGGGUGGUGACGGUAGCUCACACACACGCGGGCUGGCGGUGCCUUCCACCGGUACCUGGCGCCACAGUGCACCGUAUCGCUGUGGCCAUUGCCAUCAGGUUUCUAACUGGAAACAUGUGAUUCAGAGACACUGUCGCCUGAAGCACAAUGGACACGUUUUCAUUGAGCACGUGAACGCGGAAAGGGACGACCCCGCGGCGCUCGUCGACGGUGCCGACGGUCAGCAGCUGCCACGGAAUAGCAAACAGAACCAACCACAUUCCGUGUACGUGAUCGAGGACGUGGUGCAUCCGCCGACCGUUUCCACUGGCAACGGCACCGGCACAUCGAUCGAUGCCCUCGUUAGCUCGUCCAUUCCACCGCCCCUGGCACCGUUCAGCCUGGACGAGGUAAACACGCUGGAGCCGAUCGUGGAAAUCCUCGACAAGGACCCGGCGGCCACGGAGCUGAUCCACUUCAACGGUGCCCUCAUGCCUUCGACCGUCCUGGUGGACAGUGGGACGGUGGCGCCGGCCGUCCCAAGCGAGCAACUGGAAUGCAUUUCCUGCCAGUUUCGGGCGGCAACGGUCGAGCAGCUGACCGAGCAUUUGGAGCAGCACAUGAGCAACAGCCCGGCGGCGGGGACGGGCACAGCGUUCGACACGGCCGGACUGCUCGACCCCGGACCCACCACCAUGUACUACUGUGCCCGCUGUCCGGCCCGCUUCCUGCAGCACGCUCACAUGCUGGAGCACGAGUCGAAGCACGGGGCGCCCGUGGGCCGUUCGUGCUCGUUCUGCACGUACCGCACCGCGGACGACGAUGAGCGCAGCCGGCACGAGGAGGUCCACUCGGCCGCGUACAACAUCAACACGGACAAUUUGCAAAUCUUUCUCGCGGAAAGCAAAGAGUACCCGAAGCCACCGCUCACGCUCAAGGAGACUGGUGGCAGGCAGCUGUUUUACGUCGAGCCGGUGGAAGCCCAUGACUCCCCGGAAGGUGAGGUCUCGGCGACGCGCAAGGUGCCGAGAAAAUCGAAGCAUCGCGUCCGUUCGCCCGACUCAGCAGCUACUGGGACCGAAACCGACCGACCACUGGCUUCUGGGGGCUCCUCCAUCUUUCUGUGCGAAUACUGUGAUCAAACGUUCGACGCGGAGGCCGACCUGAACGCGCACGUACGGAACCACUUUUCGUCGAUCCUGGCGCCGCAGGAGGUGCCCUACUACACGUCGCUCAGCAGCACGCUGGACAAGGAGCGCAAGUUGGAGCUGAUCGUGUCCGGGGCGGCACCCGGGUCGGCCGCGAUGGCCCUGCGCUACGUGUACGAUAAUGCGCGCCGCAAGGAUUGGAGCGUGUACUCCAAGACGGAAAGCGUUUUGUUGAAGUUUUGAGGACGCGGGAGAACUUUCGUUGGAUGUGGGGAUACAUGGAGGUGUAUAAGCUUUUUUUUGUUAGAUUAGUUGUUUAGUUGUUAGCGUUAGAUCAUUUCACGCUUUCACGUUCCAAGAACCAACCACCCCAAAGGUUUGUGUUGUUUUGCUAUUCAAUUCAAAGUGACCAUAGGUUAUGAAAUAGAAAGCGGAAAGCAUUAGCUUUUAGAGUGUACUGCGAUACUGUGCGAAAUAAAAUGUAAUCAAUUGUUAUGACA
Anopheles arabiensis is the source of this 4778-nucleotide messenger RNA. RefSeq lists its product as uncharacterized. Lineage: Eukaryota; Metazoa; Arthropoda; Insecta; Diptera; Culicidae. The coding region runs from base 916 to 4521 and encodes 1201 amino acids. The record is from RefSeq and is a predicted model, not a curated record. Gene Ontology annotation, biological process: regulation of gene expression. Gene Ontology annotation, cellular component: nucleus. The transcript has 6 exons.